Suncus etruscus (white-toothed pygmy shrew) is the source of this 2676-nucleotide messenger RNA. RefSeq names its product asparaginyl-tRNA synthetase 1 (gene NARS1). The record is from RefSeq and is a predicted model, not a curated record. Lineage: Eukaryota; Metazoa; Chordata; Mammalia; Eulipotyphla; Soricidae. The transcript is spliced from 15 exons. Gene Ontology annotation, biological process: asparaginyl-tRNA aminoacylation. The coding region runs from base 114 to 1757 and encodes 547 amino acids. Gene Ontology annotation, cellular component: cytoplasm. Gene Ontology annotation, molecular function: asparagine-tRNA ligase activity; ATP binding; nucleic acid binding.
GGCGCUGUGAUGAUGCAACGCUCGAGUGGAGCGAGCAGACGGUGCGUGUUGGGGUGGUAGGCGGCGGCGUGUCGUAGGUGUCGUCCUUGGAAGUGACCAGGGCCACCGCAGGAAUGGUGCUCGAGCUCUACGUCUCGGACCGCGAGGGGAAUGAUGCUACCGGGGAUGGAACCAAGGAGAAGCCAUUUAAAACGGGCCUAAAGGCUCUGAUGACAGUAGGAAAAGAACCGUUUCCCACCAUUUAUGUCGACUCACAGAAAGAAAACGAGCGGUGGGAUGUCAUCUCCAAAUCCCAGAUGAAGAACAUUAAGAAAAUGUGGCACCGGGAGCAAAUGAAGAAUGAAUCACGGGAAAAGAAAGAGGCAGAAGACAAUUUGCGAAGAGAGAAGAACCUGGAGGAAGCCAAGAAGAUCACCAUUAAAAAUGACCCGAGCCUUCCAGAGCCCAAAUGUGUGAAGAUCCACGCAUUGGAAGCCUGUCGAGGCCAGAGGGUGAAGGUGUUUGGCUGGGUCCACAGACUGCGUCGCCAAGGAAAGAACCUGAUGUUCCUGGUGUUGCGGGAUGGCACAGGCUACCUCCAGUGUGUUUUGUCUGAUGAUCUGUGCCAGUGUUACAAUGGGGUGCUCCUAUCCACGGAGAGCAGUGUUGCGGUGUAUGGGAUGCUGAACCUUACCCCAAAGGGGAAACAGGCCCCGGGGGGCCACGAGCUGAUCUGUGACUUCUGGGAGCUGCUGGGCUUGGCUCCUGCUGGAGGAGCCGACAACUUGAUCAACGAGGAGUCCGACGUCGAUGUGCAGCUCAACAACAGGCACAUGAUGAUCCGGGGCGAGAACAUGUCCAAGAUCCUGCGGGCACGCUCCGUGAUCACACGGUGCUUCCGUGAUCACUUCUUCGAGAGGGGAUACUGUGAGGUCACUCCGCCCACGCUGGUGCAGACGCAAGUGGAAGGCGGUGCUACGCUCUUCAAACUGGACUACUUUGGGGAGGAGGCAUUUCUGACUCAGUCCUCGCAGCUCUACCUGGAAACCUGCCUCCCAGCUCUGGGGGAUGUGUUCUGCAUUGCCCAGUCCUACCGGGCCGAGCAAUCCCGCACACGGAGACACCUGGCUGAGUACUCGCACGUAGAGGCUGAGUGCCCCUUCAUCACCUUUGAGGACCUGCUGAACCGGCUGGAGGACCUGGUGUGUGACGUGGUGGACCGAGUGUUGAAGUCACCCGCUGCCAGCAUCGUGUACGAUCUCAACCCGAACUUCAAGCCCCCCAAACGGCCUUUCAGACGGAUGAACUAUUCAGAGGCUAUUGAGUGGCUGAAAGAGCAUGACAUUAAGAAAGAUGAUGGAACUUUCUACGAGUUUGGAGAGGAUAUCCCAGAAGCCCCUGAGCGACUGAUGACAGACACCAUUAAUGAGCCCAUCUUGCUUUGUCGGUUCCCUGUGGAGAUCAAAUCCUUCUACAUGCAGCGAUGUCCCGAGGAUGCCCGCCUCACUGAAUCUGUCGAUGUGUUGAUGCCCAAUGUCGGCGAGAUUGUGGGGGGCUCCAUGCGUAUCUGGGAUAGUGAUGAGAUCUUGGCAGGCUACAAAAGGGAAGGAAUCGACCCCACUCCGUAUUACUGGUAUACAGAUCAGAGAAAAUAUGGCACAUGUCCCCAUGGUGGAUAUGGAUUGGGCUUAGAGCGAUUCCUGACCUGGAUUCUGAACCGGUAUCACAUCCGUGAUGUGUGCUUAUACCCUCGAUUUGUCCAGCGCUGCAAGCCCUGACCGCCCCCUUGCCCUACUCUGACAUGUCCAGAAACCAGGCACCAGGAGGGAGCAGCCUGCGCCCAUAACACAAACCAGAACCUGGGGUUUGCACCCCGCUGGGGUGUGUCUGUCUCCAUCUGCUAUUUAUGCUCCAUAGAGUCAUCCUGAUCCCCUUACUGACCGGUGACAUUGAUAUGUUCUGUCUGCGAGAAAAAAAGAAAAAUAUUCAUCACAAAAUUUUGGGGGACACAGUUCUGAAGACAUUUAAGCAUCUUAUCCAAUUAUAGGUUACCUGCUUUGUGUCCUAACCAUAUUUGAUUAAACCAUUUCCAGUUCCAAUAAGGCAUUCUAGUAAUGUCAUCUGUCCUUUCAUGUGCCACUGGAAUUCCUGCUGUAUAGAUGAGUUAGCAUAUUGAUGAGUUAGACAUCCUAGGGGAAAAUUGGUAUGAAAUUGGCAUUAAAAUCUGCUAGUAUUCCAACAGAUUAUAAUCAAUAGUGGAUAUCGGGACAAGUGAGUAGUCCUGUGCAUUACUCAUCUUUUUAAAGACUAUAGCCGCAUCCAGAUUGGCCUGGAAGGAUAUGUCUAAAUGGAAUUGCCUUAUUUGAAGUAAGAGCAGUUUCAUUUUGAGCAGGGAUCGGUGGGGGUCCUUUUAUCAGCAUCUUAUUUCCUAGCAUUAGUUCAACCAAAGAGGCACACUGAUCUUUUUUCCUGCUCGCUCCUAAGUUAAGUAAUUAAAAAUAAAUAAGUUCCAAAGAAGGAAUCAUGAUUGCUGUGACAUUUGAGUCAUCCCUGCCCCUUCCUCAGACUUCCCUGAUUAACCCUCAGCAGGCUCACCAAAUGUCUUCAUUUUAGAUUUGGUUACUUUCUCCCUCAAAUGCAUGUCAUGUGUUCUCAAUUGACUGUAUUCUUCACAAAUCAAUAAAUGCAGACAUCAAA